Molecule: messenger RNA, 2076 nt
Organism: Notolabrus celidotus (New Zealand spotty)
Lineage: Eukaryota; Metazoa; Chordata; Actinopteri; Labriformes; Labridae
Gene: traip
Product: TRAF-interacting protein
Exons: 16
Coding region: 206-1552 (448 amino acids)
Source: RefSeq, a predicted model, not a curated record
AUGCAUCGUUUAGGGGCGGAGUUACGUUUGAACGUACAGCGCGGAAGAACGACGUAGCAGAAACAUUGUGUUUAUCUUAACACGAAAUGUGAUAAUUCAACACAUUUAAAUGUUCAUUCCCGUAUAGAUAAUGGAGCCUUGAUUUCAGAACAGGACUCUGUAGUAAAUUUACGUCUGUGUUUCGUAAGGUGAUACUGAGAGUAAAAUGCCUAUCCGAGCUCACUGCACAAUCUGCUCGGACUUCUUCGAUAACUCCAAAGAUGUUGCUGCUAUCCACUGCGGACACACUUUUCACUAUGACUGCCUGCUGCAGUGGUUUCAGAAGGCCCCCACUAAAACCUGUCCCCAAUGUAGAAAACAGGUCAGUACCAGACACAUUAUCACUAAACUGUUCUUUGACAUCAGUGGAGAGGAUGAUGGCACAGUGGACCCCGAGAGCUUGCAGAAUGAGCUUGAUAGGAUGAAGGUGCUUUCAAGCUCUAGAGAGCGAGACUUGCGGGACAAACAGAAGGUGGUGGACGGUUUGAAGGACACUGUGGACAAGCAGAAGAGAGACCUGGACAGUGUGCGGAAAGAUAUUAUGGAGAAAGAGAUGCUCUGUUCUGCCCUCAGAAAACAGAUGACAUUCCUAGAGAGCCAACAGAAUGAUAUUCAGGUAGCAAAGGACGAGGCAAGACGACUCAGGACCAAAAUGAAAACCUUUGAAAGCUUGGAGGUCUUGUUGCAGGGCCAGAGAGCUGAGGUGGAAUCCAUGAUCACAGACAUGGGCAUCAGCCAGGCAGCAGUGGAGCAGCUCUCCAUCUACUGUAUCUCACUCAAAAAAGAGUAUGAUAAUCUAAAAGGAAACAUAAAAUCAUCAAAUGACAUGUGUGAGAAGCUGAAGAGAGAGGUGCUCACCUCGAACAAUAGGUUGCAUAAAGCCUCAAUGGAGGCAAAACAGAACAAAGAGGAAAUUAAGUCUUUGCAGAGCGAUCUGUCCAACGCUGACAAGGAGAUCUCAAGUCUGAAGAAGAAAGUGGAGUUUCUUCAGAGGACUCUCAGCACCCCGACACGGACGAACGAAGCCCUGAGUCGACUUGUUUUUGAAAGCCCAGCCCCAAUGGAGCUGAAGCACCCUCACCUCCACCAGCCUUCAGGUAACGAGGAUGUUGACCUCAACAUGACUUAUGACAUCACAACGCCAGAUAAUGUGGCCAAGAGGCCGACACAAGUUCCAUCAAAGAAGAUGCGGCUCAACCCUUCGGUGUCUUCUGUUCCAAAACAUAUUGAGAAAAGUUUAGUUCCAAGCAAGGUUCAAGAUGAAGAAUCCAUGGAUCCUUUUUUGAAGAACUCCCUCCUCUUCAGAAAGAAGACCUUUGGUAGCAUGUUGGAUCCACAGAGGAAGUCUGCGACUCUGAGAACUGGUUACGAUGGUUUAGGAGGACGCACUAAAUUCAUCCAACCUUCACCUUUAUCAGAGAUUCGCCCACUGAUGAAAGCUAAAAGGAAAAAAGUAACCAGGCCUCUGACCAAAAUUGCAACCUGCCUGACUCUGGACAGCUUCCUUGAGUGAGUUCUGACCUGUUUCCUGAUGUGGAGUCAAAGGUCAGAUCCCUGCGUGUUAUGUAGGAUGUUUGGCUUUGGAUAACCCACCUGGGAGCAGUUCUGCUGCUGGUUCCAAGCAGAACCCCACUAUUUAACUUUUUCGAAAGCCACAAACCUGCAAACAGAGGCUGAGCCUUUGGGUGACAACUUGCUGUGUAUAUUUUUUUAGUGUUGAUUUAAACUUAUAAACUUUUGUGUGUGUGGAUUUUGAACAGCCUUCUGUUUUGUUGUUGUUGUCAUUAUUAUGUGAGUGUCGCUGUGUGUCAUAGACAAACUGAUUUGAGGACCAUUUGAAUGCCAGUACUAUGUGUUGUCAUUUGUAACCACCGCUGCAUCAUCUUUCUGUGCUCUGAAAAAUAGUCAUUUAUUUUUCGCACUUAUUCAAGAGCCGUCUCCUUAAACCCCUACAUGUAAAUAUACUGUAGGUAUUUCAGUUUUGAUGGCCCUGUCAGAUGUAAGUCAACACAAAUAAACAAGAGCUUUUUUAAUUAA